This is a messenger RNA of Cylindrotheca closterium, 2544 nucleotides long. NCBI's taxonomy places the organism in Eukaryota, Bacillariophyta, Bacillariophyceae, Bacillariales, Bacillariaceae. The record is from the annotation of a GenBank genome assembly.
AUGGAUGCUGAAGCAGACAUCAUGGAAGCGAGGUUCGACAGGGACAGAAACCCAAGAUACGAUAGCGAAGCAAAUCAAUAUGAAGAUGAGCUAGACAGAAUGUUCAAGAAGAUUAAGGCUGAACAAGAUGCUGAAGAUCUGAUGGACGAAGACUACCAAGAACACAAAUGGAUAACUGCCAAUGAGGACAUGGACUACAAAGACGAAUACAAGUCUGAACUAGACGAUGAAGAGACCAAGCAAAUGAUGUUAGACGAACUGGCAGCAGAAUUAGUGGAACUUGGGAAACCAGACGAAGAAGAGGUUCUGUUCGAGUCUGAUGACGACACACAAGAAGAUGUGGAAGUUGAAUCAGAAGAGGAAGAUGGUGUCGCUCGCGCAGGAGUGAGAUUCGCGGACACAGAUGAUGAUGAGUCCAACACUGAAGGAAUUGUAAGAAGCUACAGUGACGACAGCGUCGAAGUUGGAGCAAAACGGGUACUUCGCCCAAGACACAAUCGAUCCUACUUCUCACAAGGGGCUAAAAUGAGACCCACUGAGAGAUACAGAAGAGAGAAAUCAAGAUUUAGACAGGCAUACCUGCAAAAAUGGAAUCCGCCUGUGCCAAACGUUCUGAGAAACAGGCAUGCGAUGAGAAGAAAAGCACGAAUGAAAAGACUCCGAGUAUCGCUGUAUCAAGCGAUUAAGAAACGAGUUAUCACGCGAGGAAAUGGAGCACAGUUGCAAGGAAACCUUAAGCACGAGCGUUCCAUCCGAGAACGCGUGCACAAUUUGGCAUUCCAACAAGUCGGGAACACAAACAAAGGCGAAUAUGACGCUGACGAAGCGUUGGUAGUUGCUCGUGUUAUUCAACAAAUACGCGAGGGUGUCAACGGUGGUAUCAAUGGACAAGACGGAGUCUCGUUCAUUCAGCAAUACUAUCUGAAUAAAGGACUGAAAAUAUUCAAGGAGCGAGGUAAAGACGCGGCCAUGAAAGAACUUGACCAAUUAAUCAAGCGCAGUUGCUGGACACUGAUCAGUAUUGAGAAACUGAAACCGACCGAAAGAAAGAAGGCCGUAGAUGCGAUGAUGCUACUUGCCGAAAAGAAUGAUGGCGUAACAAUCAAAGGGCGGUGUGUAUUCAAAGGUAACGAGACCCGGGAUUGGUUGUCUCGUGAAGACACUGCAAGUCCCACAGCUUCGCAUGAAGCUAUUAUCUGCACGGGUGUAAUUGAUGCCCAUGAAGGUAGAAACGUCAUGUCAAUGGAUAUACCUAACGCGUUUAUCCAAACAUUAAUGCCCGAGCAGGACGAAGGCGAAGAUCGAGUAAUAAUGAAGAUUACUGGGCUGCUGGUCGACUACAUGAUUGACCUAGAUCCAACGUAUCGGGAUUUUGUAGUAAUCGAUAAUGGACGUCGAGUGAUCUAUGUUGUGAUCCUCCGUGCUAUUUAUGGGAUGUUACAGGCUUCGUUGUUAUGGUACCGAAACCUGAGAACAUCACUGGAAGAAUACGGAUUCGUGUUUAAUGUAUACGAUCCGUGCAUUGCGAAUAUGAUGGUCAACAAAAAGCAAUUGACUAUCAGGUGUCAUGUUGAUGAUGUGCUAGCGAGCCACAUGGAACAAAGAGUUCUUGAGGAUUUCUUUACAUGGAUAAAUGAGAGAUACGGAGGACUAAAGGAAGUGACUUGCACACGUGGACGAGUUCACACCUACCUGGGAAUGACAUUGGAUUAUUCAAAGAAAGGCAAGCUGAAGAUUCGAAUGGACGAUUAUGUUCAAAGAAUGCUUGACGAAUUUUCUGUCAAGUUUAAAGUGGAUGACAAACAGGAAACACCUGCUGGCAAUAAUUUGCUGGAGGUAGGAAAAGGAAAACUAUUGGACAAAGAUCAACAGACCGAGUUUCACCGGUUUGUUGCAAAACAUUUGUUUUUGACCAAACGUGCGCGUCUGGAUAUGCAUCCGACGGUGGCAAUUUUGGCAUCACGAGUUCAAAACCCAAAUCAGAGUGAUUGGCAUAAACUCGUGAGACUUAUGAGAUACAUGCACUCUACCAAGAAAUGGCAUCUCACGCUGAGCGCUGACAACCUUCGUGUAAUGAAGUGGUAUGUUGAUGCGUCUUUUGCGGUUCACCCUGACUUUAAGAGUCACACAGGAGGAGUGAUGACCAUGGGUGGUGGAGCCAUGCAGGCUAUGUCCAAGAAACAGAAGUUAAACAGCCGCAGCAGUACACAUGCGGAACUAAUCGGAGUAGAUGAUGCAAUCACACAAGUGUUGUGGACAUGCAUGUUCAUGGAAGAACAGGGUUAUCCGAUUGAGAAGAAUAUCUUGUAUCAAGACAACAUGAGCUCUAUUCUCCUCGAAAAGAAUGGGAGGUCGAGUGCAGGAAAGAGAAGCCGCGCUUUGAACAUCCGCUAUUUCUUUGUCAGUGAUCAGGUUGAGAAAGGAAAUCUUACGACCGAACACAUGCCGACCGAUGACAUGUGGGGGGAUUAUAUGACGAAACCUUUGCAAGGGGAGAAAUUCCGCAAAUUUCGGGAAUUGAUCCAAGGGGAUAAGGAAGAUUAG